AUGUCGAUGUCGAUGCUCCCCAACAUGAACGCCACCACUAUGCCAGUGGUGGACACCACCGUCUUCGAAGAGUUGGCCAACCGCUGGCCGAUCGCAGCGACCGCUGUGUUUGCCUGCGUUGUUGCUGUUCUACUCCAGAGCGUUCUCAAGAGUGACCCGUGGGCGGACCUGCCCAUGAUAGGAACAGAAUUCGGAGGAGCCGAGAUUACGAUACUGAGACAGAGCGCGAUCAUCACGACUAAUACCACAUUCUUGCAGUUCAAAGAGAGAGCUUGGAGGAUUACUACGACUAGGGCAUCACCGAACAUUGUCGUCGCCCCCAAGUUCAUGAACGAGCUGAAGAGACUGCCCGAUGACGUUCUCAGCUUUAACAAGGCCAUCGAAGAGUUUAUGCAUGCCAAGUACACCAAGGUCGAGACCGACAUUGAUUUGCUGCCUCACACCGUUAAGAGCAGCUUGACCCCAGCACUUGUGCGAUUGAACCCAAUCAUCGCAGACGAAGUUAUCGAAGCCCUGCGCAUCGAGCUCCCACACUCUGGAGAAUGGACCGAGGUCAAGAUCAUGGACAAGCUCUUGCGUAUUGUCGCCAUGGCAUCUGGACGCGUCUUCAUUGGCCCCGAGCUUUGCCGCGAGGAGGAAUACCUCGAUGCUGCAAUCAACUAUACUGUUGACUUGAUGAAGGCUAUCCGCAAGAUCUCUGACCUCAAGCCAUGGACACGCCGAUUCGUGGCCCCGGGACUGCCAGAGGUGAAGAAGGUCCACGAGCGCAUCGAUGCUGCGGACAAGUUCUUGAGACCUGUAGUCACUGCCAGACGCGAAGCUGCCAAGGAUCCCGACUACCAGAAGCCCUACGACAUGCUGCAGUGGAUCAUGGAUGCGCAGACCAAGUUCGGCGAGAAGGAUGACAAGGAGCUUGCUAGGUAUCAGCUCGGCAUAAGCUUCGCGGCUAUCCAUACCACAACUGUCACCUCUACCAAUGCGUUCUACACGCUAGCGGCCAUGCCCGAACUGAUCCCCAUACUUCGAGAGGACGUGCAACAGGCACUCGCAGAGAGCAACGGUGUCUUCACGAGUCUUGCAAUGCAAAACAUGAAGAAGUUGGACAGCUUUUUGAAGGAGACCAUGAGAUUCUAUGCCCUUGGAUCUACUUCGUUCACGCGCAAGGUUCUGAAGACCUUCACUCUGUCAAAUGGCCAAGUCAUCCCCAAAGGCUCCAUCAUCGAGAUCCCCAUGAUCGGCAUCAACAACGACGACGAGUACUUCCCAGACCACGACAAGUUCGAUGCCCUUCGCUUUUACAAGCUGCGUCAGGCAAAGACGGAGCAAGAUACGGGAACAAAGCAGGCAGAGGUUGUUGCCCUCAACCAGUUCGUCAGUGUCGGUGGCCCCACGAGUCUGACAUUCGGAUUUGGUCGCCACGCAUGCCCGGGUCGCUUCUUUGCUGUAAACGAAAUCAAGAUGAUCAUGGCGACGACCUUGGCGAACUACGACAUCAAGAUGGUCGAAGGUAGCACUGAGAGAUACAAGAACUUGGAUUUCGGGUCUGUGACCCAACCUGAUCCCGACAAGAAGAUCUUGAUGCGCAAGCUGUGA
Molecule: messenger RNA, 1593 nt
Organism: Colletotrichum gloeosporioides
Lineage: Eukaryota; Fungi; Ascomycota; Sordariomycetes; Glomerellales; Glomerellaceae
Product: Cytochrome P450 monooxygenase AtmP
Exons: 8
Coding region: 1-1593 (530 amino acids)
Molecular function (GO): heme binding; monooxygenase activity; iron ion binding
Source: RefSeq, a predicted model, not a curated record